UCUAAAAAUUUAUUUAUUUUUAUUUUUCAAAGAUAUUGGCUUAAUCACUUCAAAAUUCAAGUUAUCAAUAAAGACUUUAUUCCAAAGGCUUUAUAACCCGGUAUCCAACAAAAACUCAAGAAAUAUUAAAAAACAAAUCCUACUCAACUUUAACUUACUAUAUAUAACUCACUAUAUAUAGAUAUGGAUAUAUCUGUAUGUUUUAUAUUAUAGCUUAAUAUAAGUUGAUCGUUCUGGUGAUGGAUAAAUCAGGAAAAAUUUUAUAUUUUAAAACUCAAGAAAAUACCAUAAUUCCCAUAGACUACUGUCUAUUACAGAAAUCUCCAACUAUUCAAAAAUGGAUGUACUUUUGGCAAACAGGUAUUUUUACAAGAAAUUUUAUAGCACUACCUGAAAUUCCAAAUGAGCAAUUCUACAAAAUAAUUAAUUGGUUGAAAUGUCAAAAAAAAAAUGCCUUUAUAAAGUUAGAAACUCCACUUAAUAAGAUUAAAAUAUCAACUGCAGAUUUGAAUCUUUUUAAGAAUAACACAUUGGACGAUUAUGAUUAUUCAAUUCUAAAUGCUAUUCAAAUCUUGGGCAUAAAUAGACUUAUCUUAAUAGCACAAAAAAUGUUUAUUAAGGAGGCAAAUAAAAUUGGAGAGAGAUGCGAUAAAAGAAUCGAAAUUAUGCAGAACACUAUUGAUUAUUUACAAAAGGACUACAAUGGUAUUUUAUCUGAUUCUGAUAGCAGGGAGAGCAGCACAAGUUCAUUUCACACUGCAAGUACCGGAAGUUUUUUAUAAAAAUUACUUAAUGUUUAGUUAUAUUUGCGGUAGAGUUGAGCUCGGAAAAUGUCAAAAAGCGCACGCAAUAAAAAUUCCCUUAUAUAUGCAUCAUGGAUUUUAUUUAAAUUAAACCCUACUUACCUGCCAAGACUACAGUGUCAUACUACCAUAUUAACAUUAACACAUAAAUCUUGCCACAGUUGUGUUUCUAAGUCAAAUAUAUCACAAUUCUGAAAUA
This is a messenger RNA of Teleopsis dalmanni, 1002 nucleotides long. RefSeq lists its product as uncharacterized. The record is from RefSeq and is a predicted model, not a curated record. Bases 240 to 782 code for a protein of 180 amino acids. Lineage: Eukaryota; Metazoa; Arthropoda; Insecta; Diptera; Diopsidae. The transcript is spliced from 3 exons.